Messenger RNA from Purpureocillium takamizusanense, 3950 nucleotides. RefSeq lists its product as uncharacterized. The transcript is spliced from 5 exons. Gene Ontology annotation, cellular component: nucleus. Gene Ontology annotation, biological process: positive regulation of transcription by RNA polymerase II. Bases 1250 to 3304 code for a protein of 684 amino acids. Lineage: Eukaryota; Fungi; Ascomycota; Sordariomycetes; Hypocreales; Ophiocordycipitaceae. Gene Ontology annotation, molecular function: DNA-binding transcription factor activity; sequence-specific DNA binding. The record is from RefSeq and is a predicted model, not a curated record.
GCCGGGCCCAUGAUUGAUUGCGAAGAGAGGUUCAGAAAGGUUAAGGGCAAAAGCCUUGCGCCUGCCUGCCUCCUCUUUCUCGACCGCUCUGCUCAACCUCCUCCCAUCACCACCGAGGAACAAAACCAUUCCCCCCCCGUCGAGGCUGGACUGGGUCUUCGUUUCUGUUCCCUCUCUUUUCCCUCUCUCCCUCGGUCACGAUCCUCAUCGUCCACCGACCUCCCUACCCCAGCGCUUUCUGCCUUCUUGUCCUCUCCUGUGUCUCUCGUCUUUUCCGACCCCCUCCACCCUUGGGCCAGCCUCUUUGUUGCGCCCGCCGCCUCCUCAUCGUCGACAAGCUUCCUGGACUAGCUGCUGCAAGGUACGAAGACCGGGCGAACAGGACGCGAGAGAUAGGCGGAACUCACGCGGCAGCAAUUCACUGGCUUCCUCCUGUGCAUUCGUCUCAGCAUCAUACCAGCCACGCCUCGUACUCUGUACAGCCAUAUCGUACCGCACGCAUCGUUCAACGACGUUUGGACCACCGCAGAGCUCCAUUGGCGACAGAGGCAGUCAUCGAUUCAAGCCGUAGCCUCGACCUAGUGGCCUGACGCUCUCGACAUCCCGAGCCCCGUUCCCACCUCGACCGACCUCGUGCAUCAGCCUGCUUCGGCGUCUGCGUCUGCGUCUUGCUGCACGUUGAACAGCUGCUGCGAACACGCGCCGUGCGUUCGAUCGCUCCUCAGCCCUGCCUUACCUGCCUGUUCACGCUCUUUCGUGCACACUUUCACAGCUGCAGCCCCCUCAGCCUUUCCGCGGCUCGCCAGUCUGCUCGUCUUGCUCGACCGUCCCAUGUAGCGACUCGAGCCUGUUUGGUUUUUGAUGCCCUGUUACGAUUAACACGCCUCCUCGACGAGCACCUGCUGAAGAAAGAAAGUUUUGCUGUGAAGCGAAGUAACGCUCUCACCUUUGUUUUGCCAUUCUGUUCAAGCCAACUCAAGGAUCGUUUUGGCAGUCUUUACUGCCUCGUUCAAGCCACAGACGAAGAUUCGGCGUGGCUCAUCCUGAUUUUGUCUCCAGGACUCUUGAACAAGGUUUUGCCUGCGGCGAGCACUUGUCAUCGGCGGAGAAUCCAGGCUCUGUUGCCCCAAAUCCAGGGUGGAGUGAAAACUUUGGAUAUCUGAACCUGCGCCCGACUUCGGAAGCGCAUGCCAGCAUCUCAUCAGACCCUCUCGCAGCUCGAUCGUCCGCUCCUCAGCGCGCGUCUUUUAUGAGUGUCGACAGAUUGCCGUCUCUCCCCCUCCCUCUGCCGAGCCAGGCAUACUCGUCGGGAACCUCUUCGCCGCGGCUCAGCUCCAUUGCUUCUUCAAACGGCUCGCACGCAGGCUCCUUGUCCUCGUACACGUCGGCUGCGUCGUCAAACGGACCCAAGACUCCGUCGCCCACCCUCCCGAUCAACGCCAUCACGGGGCCGCCCACGACAAUUGUGAGCUACGACGCCAUGAAUCAGGCCGCCGACAUGUAUUACCCCCAGCACAUGUCUGCUGGUCAGGCACCGCCUCCGCAGACGGUCACGUCGGGGACCAUGACCCACUACCAGCACCAUCAGCCGACUUUACUGCAACCUGGUCCUGCCCAGUACUCCAAUGCGGCACAAUACCCUCAGUAUGGCUACGCCAAUGGCUUGACAUCGCCGCCGGCCGCGCCGCCUGUGUCUAACAUGGGCCAGCCGCAGAACGUGCUGCCUCUGCCCGGAGUUCCCGGGCAGCAAAACAUGGGCAACCAAUAUGCCGGAUUCGACACCUCGGGCCAGCAGCCUCCACCAGGCAUGAAACCCCGGGUUACCGCUACUCUGUGGGAGGACGAGGGGAGCCUUUGCUUCCAGGUUGAAGCCCGCGGAAUCUGUGUCGCUCGUCGCGAAGACAACCACAUGAUCAAUGGUACCAAGCUGUUAAAUGUGGCAGGCAUGACGCGAGGUCGACGUGACGGUAUUUUGAAGAGCGAGAAGGUCCGCCAUGUUGUCAAAAUUGGCCCAAUGCAUUUGAAGGGUGUCUGGAUCCCCUAUGAACGUGCCUUGGACUUUGCCAAUAAGGAAAAGAUCACAGAGAUGUUGUACCCGCUCUUUGUUCACAACAUCGGCGCGCUCCUCUACCAUCCGACAAACCAGAGCAGAACGACGCAAGUCAUGGCUGCUGCUGAGCGCAGGAAACAGGAGCAAGGCCAGAUGCGUAACCCUCCGCCUGGCCUCCCGUCGAUUGGACAGCACCAUCACCACUCCAUGGCCCUUCCCGGCCCGCAAACAUCGCUCCCGUCGCAAAACAACAUGACGCGCCCGCCGCUUGACCGUGCUCAUACGUUUCCCACGCCUCCCACUAGUGCUUCAAGCGUUAUGGGAGCCAUGGGCCCGUCAGAAGGUUUCAACUGGCAAGGGCAGGGCAUGAAUGGCACGCAAGCUACGACGCCGCCUGGCAACUCAAUGUCGAGCAUGCAGCCGUAUUCGUCUGCCGCUCAGGGUUACGAUGGCUCGCGUCAGCUGUACACCGCUCCGGCGUCACAGCAGUCUCCGUACCAGAGCACCACGAAUGGUGCUCAAGAUCGCUUGUACGCGCAGCCCGGAUCGUACCCCAAGAGCGAGAUGGCGCCUCCGUCGAACCGAGCUGCUGCUGGUGGCCACCCGGGCGACCAGCAUGACAGCAAGCCACCCAAUGGCAUCAUGUCGUCGGAGCAAGGUGCCCAGCACCAAACUGCGGACGAUGAGCCAGAUCAUGAGCACGACCCCGAGUACACUCAUGAUAGCGGGGCCUAUGAUGCCUCGCGGACUUCGUACAACUACACGGCUCCGGGAGUAGGUUCCUUGGUAAACGAUGGCAACAUGCCCUCGGAUAUGACUGGAUCGCCCAGCCAUCCUCCGGCCUCUGGGCGUGCCACGCCCAGAACUGCGGCCCCCCACCAGCCGUACUACCCCCAACAUCCGGGAUACAGCACGCCUCCUCGCAUUCAGUCGUCGAGUAACCUGUACAAUGUGAUGACGAAUGAUCGCGCACCUGCCAAUGGCGCCCCGGGCGGUGAUGUUUACGCCCCCCAACCAGACAUGACCAACUCGAUGGCCAAUGGCUAUGCGGCCCAGGCUCCAGUCAUGAACGGCUCUGGCGGCAUGAAGAGGGGCCGCGAGGACGACGACGAUUUGAGGUCAAACGACGGCCCAGGAGGCAUGGGUCUUGACCUCAAGCGACGGAAGACGAUGAUGGAGACUUCAGUCCCCGCUCCGGCGUACGAUGCCCUGAACCGACCAGCCUCGGCCGUCGCCGGACCGCCGAGGCGGUAAGGGCCACCCUCGCGGCACAUCUGGGUGGGGCGAUGCCCUCGCCUGGAACAAAGCUGGUCGCACUUUACAAGUCUCUUUGUUAUAUUUGAUUGUUUUCUUUGGCUUUGUUCUUGUACACGCGAACGACUCAUCGGCAACCUUCCUCGCAUCAGAGACACGUUGACGAGACACGACCAAACCGAUUCUAUGUUAUUUGAGAUGCCCGGUCAUGUAUGUACAUGGCUGAUGAGUCACGCUUUGCACGGACGGACGGACUUAAUUCUUGGGAGCGCAGGGUUUGACUGACUGCGAGGACUCCACGGUUGAAUUCUGGCCGAUUUUGGCAGCAAACGACACGAGUGCAGAGGAAGUAAAAGCACCAUAGGCCUGUUACGACACUCAGGCGGGAAACGACGAGUUGAUGGCCGACCUCGCGACUAGCCUUGCGCUUUUUCUUCUUCUAAAGGUUCGAGCUCUCUCGAGGGGGAGACGUGUUUGGAAACGACAGAGGUAUCGGGGAGGGCCCCGAUGAUGACUUUAUGACAGUGUUUUUUCUCCGUUUGGUUGUCGCCAUCUGUUAAACAGCGCCAAGAUGGUGUACUUGGACACGGUGCGUUAUCAGGUAACGACUUUAUGAGAUGACCAAUAAAAGUGAUUGAAGGCUAGC